Molecule: messenger RNA, 1545 nt
Organism: Mya arenaria
Lineage: Eukaryota; Metazoa; Mollusca; Bivalvia; Myida; Myidae
Product: protein unc-93 homolog A-like
Exons: 7
Coding region: 8-1537 (509 amino acids)
Source: RefSeq, a predicted model, not a curated record
UUGAACUAUGGCUGCGGAGGGAGAGGACGAUAAAACAAACGAAUCAACAGAGCUACUAGAAGAUAGUGACGUCACAAAACAAGAGGAAAAGGAGACGCUUGAAGCUGUGACAAAAGAACAAUUCAAAGAAGUUGUUGGAAAUGAAGCUAUAACAAUCAUCACGUGUGAAAGAAAGACAACUUCCAAAACAGCGACCUUUAGGAAUUUACUCGUUCUCAGUUUUGCAUUUACAUGCAACUUUUCAGCUUGGAAAUCUUAUUCGAACAUGCAAAGUUCCAUUAACAAGGAAGGAGGUCUAGGCACUACUGGAAUGUCAUUAAUGUGUGUUGCUAUGGUUUUGACUAACUUAUUUAUUUCUCCUGUAAUUCUGUCAAAAUUCAGUUACAAAUGGCUAAUAGUGUUUUCGUUCCUAACAUAUGCCGUGUUCAUGGCAACGGGAUUCUACACCAGGUGGGCAACGGUCGUACCAGCGUCUUUUAUUACUGGCUUUGGGGCGUCUCUUAUGUGGCCAUCCCAGCAGAGCUAUCUCACUAAUCUGGCCAGGGACUAUGGAACUGAGAAAAACACUGAUCACGUGAUCAGACAGUUUACGGGGAUAUUCUACGCAUUCUUGUACAGUUCAGAGAUAUGGGGAAACAUAGUUGCAUCAGUCGUAUUUAGAAGGGAGUCAAGAAAUGUAACGACAGAUUUCGAAGUUUGUGGUGCUCAAUUUUGCCCAUUUGACCAGGGAAAAGCAGGAGCUAUUGAACGGCCACCAGAAGAUAAGAUGUUUAUAUAUUCGGGAUUCUGUGUUGGAAUGUCAAGUCUCGGGGCCAUAGUUAUUGCAUUCUUUCUACAAAAUACAAAAACGGAAAUUGAUAACCGAGACGGAGUUUGCAAAAACGUUCGCAAAGUCGGAGCCCUUAUGGUAAAGUCAAGGGACCUGAAGUUGUUAAUUCUACCAUCUAUGACUUCCGGUGUACUCCUGAGCUUCUUUGCUGCAGACUUCACCGCGGCAUUCGUGAGUUGUCCUUUUGGCGUGGAAAAUGUCGGAGUGGUUGUAAUAACAUACGGAGUGGUGCUUACAUUAUUUUCGUUUAUCGUUGGACGCCUCGCAAAAGUUACUGGCCUGUAUCCAAUUUUUUUCAUAGCUUAUAUUGCGUUCAUAUCGGUAGUUGUCUCCUUACGAUUGCUCCAACUUGAUGCAGACAGCUUACCGGUUGCUUUCGUUCUGGCUGGUCUUUACGGGCUUGCCAUGUCUGCAAAUGAACCUGCCGUUGCAAUGUUAGUUUGUGUUCACUUCCGAGAGGACAUGACAGUCGCCCUGUCGAGUACCAAAGCCAUGUCCGCGGUCGGUUGGGCUGCCUCAUUCGCCUACAGCAACUGGCUGUGUAUGGAGUACAAGAUCUAUAUUGUGAUGGUUCUCUACACCCUGUCCUUUGUCAGCAUCAGUGCCCUUCACCUCAGACACAGAGUGUCUGGCCGACUGUGUAGAACAUGCUGCCCGGUUUCUUCUAUGUCUAAACGAGCGGAUGAAAUUACCAAUCGGCCGACAUGAGUUUUAUU